AUGUGGAGUCCCCUGGUGGAAAUCAAUGUGGUGAGUUCAUAUGUGGAGACACCCCUGGUGGACAUCAAUGUGAAAUCCUUCCUGUUCCACGGGGUGUAUUCUGGUUCCAGUCGUGGCGUUCCGUUCUCCCUGAGGAACCGAUCCUCUGCCCUGGCCCGGGUCCAGUUUGACCUGUCAGAACACACUGACUUCACCAUCCACUUCCCUCCACACUCUGCAGGUACGAGCCAGGAGCCAGACGUGUUUGUGAUGGAUUUACAGGGGCAGCAGACUGCCCAGUGUUGCCUGGUGUUCUCCCCUAAACAAGUGGCAGCGUAUGACUUCAACCUGCCUGUGACGGUCAACGGUGUGGGCAUGCCUCCCUUCUCCUCUUCCUUCUCCUCCGCCCCUCCCAACUCUGUCCCCAAGUCCUCCUCUUCCCGGGACCAACACAUCGUCACCCCGCGCCCGCUGCCCAUCGCCAUGGAGACGCUAUCACGCAGGGUGCAGGCCACAGCCCUGUGUGUCCCGCUGGAGAUGUCCCCAUCAAGUCUCCAGUUUGAUCUGGAGCCCUUUAGCUCAGUCACUACUACCUCACAAACUCAGACCGUAGAGCUGAGGAACGUGUCUGACAAGAGGGUGAGCUGGAGGAUUGACUGCAGCGCUGCAGUAACACCAGGAGGGGGCAGUAGCACCAGCAGCAAUGAGGGACUGUUCACUCAUCACCUUCCUCCCCCUCGAGUCCUCCUCACCCCUGUCCCUCUGGACACACCCUCCACCACCACCCUCUUCCUGCUCCUCACCGGGUACCCCAGUGGUUCCUGUCUGCGUGUGGAGGUGGAGGAGAUGGUUCUGAAGGAUGGCAGUCGGGUGAAGCCCCUCUCAGUCAGCCUGCCCCACAAUGGCACCGUCCCUCCCCAGACCCACACAGAGCCCCAGACCCACUCAGAGCCCCAGACCCACACAGAGCCCCAGACCCACACAGAGCCCCAGACCCCCAUCAGCUGCACAGUGACCUUCUGCUCCCCUCAGCCCCUGGACCUCAGCUCACACAUCACAUUCCUGGACCACCUCAACAACAGGUUCAGGGUGGAGGUCUGUGCUACAGCAGAUAACAGUUUGUUGACAGUGUGGCCCUACCUGGCUCUGCACCGCUCUGAGCAGCAGAUAGUCCUCAAGACUGGUUGUCUGAGCGGCUGCAGCGGCGAAUCAGGGCCCUCUCAGAUGACAGGGAAGGCGGUGCUACAGCCAUGCUACUCCCCCAGCCCUCUCUCUCGCUACACUUCCUCCUCCUCCACCUUCGCUUUCCUCUCCUCCACCAGUAAUCACUCCACCUCUGACUCUGGAGACAGCAGGAGUAGGGCUGGGUGUGCAGGACCAGGACCUAGAGGGAAGGAGGACUGGCCCCAGAAGGAGACAGAGGGUGAGAGAGAGACGGAUGGUGUGACUGACCAGCAGCAGUGGCAGCAGCAGGGUAUACCAGUGUUUCCAGGGCAGGACUCAGAGGAGGGGUUGUACUACCACAGCAUCCUGCAGGCCGUACAGAAGUGGUUCAGUCAGUUUGGCUGGCCCCGUGGACCAAACCCCAUCUCUCUACCACGCUCUCUCAGAAGGGUGGUAUGUAGAGUCCAGACAGUAGACUCCAGCUCUAGUGAGUGGAGGAACUCGUACCUUAUGAGUCAAGGUAAAGACACACGGACCAUCUACGACAUGCUGCGUCACCUGAGUGGACAGACACUUCCUGGUGUGAGCACCAACCAAUCGCUGCCCUGCAACCUCACUGAGCGCGUGCAGCAGCUUCUUCACUGGAACACAGUGCUGCUGGCCUUCCUCAGGAGGCAGGGAGCCUGUCUGUCCCACAUCAGACCCCAGUACCUGUUAGACUCCCAGGAGUUCAGCCACUGGAGCUCUCUACAGGCCCAGUGUGAUCAGAGGGGGCUGGACUACAGCAGCAAGGUCUUUGAAUCCCUCAGUAAAAGGGCCUGGAUGGAUGUUCUACUGCAGACCUACAAGGUGCUAGUCCUGCCGCGGGUGACAGAGGGUCCCUUGUCCCUGGGCCUCCAGAGCUGUGACAGUGGCAGCAUGGAGCAGCAGGUCCCCAGGAUAGACCCAAAGCCCCUGACCUCUAACGUAGGAGGGGGGUGUUGA
Oncorhynchus gorbuscha (pink salmon) is the source of this 2127-nucleotide messenger RNA. Its product is annotated as cilia- and flagella-associated protein 47-like. The transcript is spliced from 16 exons. NCBI's taxonomy places the organism in Eukaryota, Metazoa, Chordata, Actinopteri, Salmoniformes, Salmonidae. The record is from RefSeq and is a predicted model, not a curated record. The coding region runs from base 1 to 2127 and encodes 708 amino acids.